This is a messenger RNA of Mytilinidion resinicola, 1720 nucleotides long. Its product is annotated as putative aminotransferase. Bases 82 to 1554 code for a protein of 490 amino acids. Gene Ontology annotation, cellular component: cytosol. NCBI's taxonomy places the organism in Eukaryota, Fungi, Ascomycota, Dothideomycetes, Mytilinidiales, Mytilinidiaceae. The record is from RefSeq and is a predicted model, not a curated record. Gene Ontology annotation, molecular function: transaminase activity; pyridoxal phosphate binding. The transcript has a single exon.
AGGUGGAAGUCCUUGCUUAAUUCCUUUAUUAGCAACAGAGAGUACUCCAGACCAUCUAUACAGUCGAAUUGAGCACUAAUCAUGGCGCCCUCAGUCCUCCUCGAGACUAUCUCCUCGAACGAUGGUGCUUCCACCACCUCAACAAGAAUUGCAGCGACGGCAACAGCACCCGCCACCGUGCCACCAGAAUCCAGAAGCCAGGAAAGACGUCUUAUGCACCGAUCCCUUACGGAGUCACCAUACGAAGUGAUAAGCGCCUCAGGAAGUUACCUCCAUCUCUCUACCGGAGCCUUGAUCCUCGAUGGCUGCGGCGGAGCAGCUGUCGCCAUCAUUGGGCAUGGCAACGAGGAAGUCAUGGCUGCCACGGUCGCACAAAUGCAAAAGGUCUCCUACGUUCACACGCUUUCAUACACCACCUCCUCGGCCGAAGAUCUUGCAAACUUCAUCUUAGAAGUAUCGCCCGGUGGAUUCCAGCAUGGACUCGAAAAAGCCUAUUUCUGUGGUAGCGGCAGCGAAGCCAACGAUGCAGCCUUGAAGCUCGCUCGUCAGUAUUUCUACGAGAAGGGGGAGCCACAGCGGAAAUUUUUCGUGUCGAGAGCGCAAAGCUACCACGGGAACUCGGUCGCCAGUAUGUCCGUCUCCUCGAACCUGCCGAGGAAGGUGCCGUACCAGGAUAUCUUGAUGCGCAAUGUAUCAUUUGUGUCACCCGCGUAUGCCUACCAAUACCAACGCUCCGGCGAAACAGAGCAGGAGUACGUUGCUCGGCUGAUUGCGGAGCUGGACGCUGAGUUCCAACGGAUAGGCCCGGAGAACGUCAUCUCCUUCAUUGCUGAGCCCGUAGUAGGCGCCACAUCUGGGUGCGUUGCGGCGCCAAAGGGGUACUUUGCAGGAGUUCGUAAGCUGUGCGACAAAUACGGGAUUCUACUUCACCUGGACGAGAUCAUGUGCGGGAUGGGCAGAACUGGCACGUACUUUGCUUUCGAGCAAGAGAACGUACUGCCAGACAUUGUCACUAUCGGGAAAGGACUCGGAGGCGGAUAUGCGCCAGUGGCUGCUGUGUUGAUGUCCUCAAAGAUCGUGGACACGCUGAGAGCUGGUUCAGCUGCUUUCAACCAUGGUCAGACGUACCAAGCGCAUCCCGUGACUUGUGCCACUGCACUUGCAGUGCAGAAGAUUGUGCGAAGAGAGAGUCUCGUUCAGCGGUGUGCUUUGAUGGGCAUGCUCUUGAGUAAGUUGUUGAUGGAUACGUUCAGUGGUUGUAAAUUCGUUGGUGACAUUCGAGGAAGAGGUCUGUUUUGGGCCAUCGAGUUCGUGAGGGAUAAGACGACGAAGGAGACAUUUUCAACGUCUUGUCAUUUUGGAUACAAUUUCCAGCAGAAUGCGUUCAAGUUGGGGCUGGCCGUUUAUCCUGGUGCAGGAACGGUAGAUGGAGUUCGUGGCGAUCAUGUUAUUAUCGCUCCACCGUUCACUACAUCGGUAGUCGAUUUAGGAAAGAUGGUAGCACUGCUGAAGGAAGCGUAUGUCCAAGAGGAAACCAGGCUAGACUUGUCAUAGAGAGGCGUGUUAUUUUCGGAAUCAUGGAUGUAUUAAAAUUUAACGGUGAAAAGGAGUAGGGCUUAAUUCGCACGUGAUCAUAUCUGCAGCUUUGGAGAAUGGUCCGGGCGCAGUCAGCCUCUGGUCACGAGAAUCAGCUCGCUCCUUACUCUGACACACCUCAACC